UCGGAAGGGAUAAGGAGUUUUUCCCAUGGGGAACUGCUUAGGGGGCAGCUCCUACUCCUACGUCAACAAGGUCUCCUCCACUGCAAGGCCGGGCUCACAAUAUUCUGGAAGCUAAAGACUCAACCAGCAGCUCUAAGCCUGCAAGCUCUGGGUCAGUUCUGUUUUAAAUCAAUACAACCAAGGGUACGCCAAGCUGCCGCCGACCGCGCCGACGGCCAAGCCGCCGCUGACCCGGAUUCAUCUGCACCAACAGAUCACAGAGUCACAGAGAAACAUCUCGAGAUGUCUUCUCUUCAGUUAGAGGCCUCUGGCACAAGUGAGAGCACUGAUAAUAGUUCGUCACAAACACCAAAUAGAAGGGCACCAAUCUGGGAGUAUUAUGAGCCGGAAUUGGUCAGGAUAGAUGGUGCACUAAAAGCAAUUUGCAAGUACUGUGGAACAAAGUUGAUUGCAAACAGGAAAUCUGGUACAAACAGCCUUAGAACUCACAUUGCAGAGUACUGCCCCAAAGUCCCUAGUGAUGAUAGGAACAGAUUUGUCGCUACAAUGAAGAAAAAGCCAGAUGGUCCAUUCACCUUUAAUAAGCAUAGAAGUCGCGACCUGAUGAUUGCAUGGAUUGUUAGAGCUGAUGUAGCAUUCAACAAGUUUGAUGAUGAAGGUUUUGAGCCUUGGAUGGAGUCACUGCAACCCACUUUUAGCGGCAUAGGGAGACAAACGAUUCGUAAUGAUUGUGUUGCUAAGUUUGAGAGAGCAAAGAUAGAAUUACGAAGUGAACUUCAGAGUCUUAGCUCUCGCAUAUGCUUCACUUCGGAUCUUUGGACAUCAAACCAAAAGUUGGGAUAUCUUUGUGUUAUAGCCCACUAUAUUGGCCCUGAUUUUGUUUUGAAGAAAAAGAUAAUUGCAUUUAAGGAUGUGAAGUAUCCACAUACAGGUGUUGCUAUUGAGGAAGCCAUUACAACUAUUCUGACAGACUAUGGAAUCAAAGAGAAGAUGUUCACAAUAACACUGGACAAUGCAGCAAACAACAAGACAGCUUGCGAUCUUCUACAAGAAAGCGGAAAGCAAGACAUGUUAUUUGGUGGUGAGCAUCUUCUUGUUAGAUGUUGUGCUCAUAUACUCACAUUCUUGUGCAAGACGGUAUGAAUGUUGCUAGUGCUGUGAUAGAAUUGAUAAGAGACCUGAUUAGGAACAUUAACUCAUCACCAGCGCGUAUCCAGAAUUUCAAUGAGAUAGCUCAAAGAGAAGGUCUUGCUGCAAAGGCUGGUUUAGUCCUUGAUGUUCCAAAUCGUUGGAACUCAACAUAUGCCAUGAUUAUGGAGGCAACAAAGUACAAG
Molecule: messenger RNA, 1334 nt
Organism: Panicum virgatum (switchgrass)
Lineage: Eukaryota; Viridiplantae; Streptophyta; Magnoliopsida; Poales; Poaceae
Product: zinc finger BED domain-containing protein RICESLEEPER 2-like
Exons: 4
Coding region: 283-1143 (286 amino acids)
Molecular function (GO): DNA binding
Source: RefSeq, a predicted model, not a curated record